Molecule: messenger RNA, 1641 nt
Organism: Cantharellus anzutake
Lineage: Eukaryota; Fungi; Basidiomycota; Agaricomycetes; Cantharellales; Hydnaceae
Exons: 3
Coding region: 170-1321 (383 amino acids)
Cellular component (GO): nucleus
Source: RefSeq, a predicted model, not a curated record
GUGGAUCAAACGGGGCCACUGCUAGCAACAUCGUUACAUCCCACCUUGAAAAUUGGUCCGUUCUCGAUUUCGGUCCCAAGAGCGGUUUAUUCUAUGCUCGCGUCCAGUCGAACACACAAGAGUUCUUAAGCUGAAGAUCUAUCUUGAUAGUUCGCCAGCUAGGACUGUUAUGAUGUCCGUUGGAGAGAACACUGUUGAACUUAGAGGCUAUGUCCCUUCCAACGUUGUUGGUACUGUCAAGGUUUCCAUUCAAGCAUUCCGCGAUGACGAAAUCUUUGACUCCGCUCCUCUUGGAAUCUUCAACGUGAAGGAUCUCAAAGGUGAUGCGACAUCAUCGCUUUCUUCGACCCUUGGGAAACGCGCAAAAGAGUGCGAGGAUGAUGGUCGGAUCGCCAAACGUCCUUCAGUCCUUUCGGGUAACCAGUGGGAUCUAGAUAGCACGCCUGUGACCCCUGCGGCAGAACAGCAGUGUGAACAGGCAGAUAUCCGGAGCCCAGUCAACUUUGAAAUGGAUGGCGAUCUCGCCUCGAUGGCUACCAACUGGUCCCACGAGGAAUAUCAUGCACAUCGCCGACUCGUCCGUUUCUGGCGUCAGCAAAACGGAGCGAGCCUCCGUAUCAGCUUUGCUCCUAUCAAGCAGGAGGAGUAUACCAGUGGCACUAUUGCCAUCAGCUGCAUCCAUUGCCCGGAGAACGAUGAAUGCUAUUUCACUUCUGUCGAUAUUAUCUACCUUCUUGAGGCUUUCAUUGGCACUCAGUUCAGUAUCGAGGAGAAGAAUCGCAUUCGCCGAAAUGUCGAGGGCUUCAAGCCGACAACAAUCUCCAAGACAAGCAGCGAGCAGAGCGAUUUCUUCAAUCUCAUCAUGUCCUUCCCUCAGCCUCGUCCUCGUAAUAUCGAGAAGGACGUGAAGGUCUUUCCAUGGCGCUCUCUCACGAGAGCUGUCGAGAAGAUAAUUGGCAAAUACAUUUACUCCUCAGCAACUGGUAGAAUCAUAGAGGAGAAGGGAAGCUCUUAUUAUGCCAGGAGCCCCCGCCGUUCGCAGACCUCGUACUUUAGCAGUCCCCUUAACCUCCGUUCUUCUGUCUUCGGGGGCUCGGCAUCUUCGUGUUCUUCUUCCUCGAUCUCCUCUCCAGACACACCCCUCAUCACACCCCCUUUGUUCCCUUCUGACUACUGCCAGCAGAAUCCUGAUGUCAUCGAGGAUCUUGCCUCUGUGCAGAAAUCUUUCUUUGACAGCAUCACUGAUCCAAGAACAUCGUUCCAUUUGUCUCUACUGAUGCUUCUUGUCCCUCGGGCUCGUUCGAUCCUCUGGCGACGCUAGAUCGGAACUUCGACUUGUCAUAUUUCACGCAGCUGCCUAUGACUGACUUCGGCGCUCUUCUGCUUACCUCGGAUGAUGCUCAAACUACUUUGUCCUCAUUCAAUUCCGCAUGCGCACCGAGUUCAUCCGCUCAUUCCCUCAGUGAAGAGGAGUUCUCUGCUUUGUUGAACUCUCUUACAACCCCCAUCGACUUCAAUGAACCGCUCAACCCUAUUCUGCUAGAGUCAACAGGGUCUCAGGUUUCUUCCGAUGCCAAUUCGAAGGAUGACCUUAUUGCAUCGGACCAUACCUUGUCUGCAGCCUUGUCAUUUGGUGACCUC